Capsaspora owczarzaki ATCC 30864 is the source of this 3111-nucleotide messenger RNA. RefSeq lists its product as hypothetical. Gene Ontology annotation, biological process: gamma-aminobutyric acid signaling pathway; G protein-coupled receptor signaling pathway. The record is from RefSeq and is a predicted model, not a curated record. Gene Ontology annotation, molecular function: G protein-coupled GABA receptor activity. Gene Ontology annotation, cellular component: G protein-coupled receptor heterodimeric complex; membrane. NCBI's taxonomy places the organism in Eukaryota, Filasterea, Ministeriida, Capsasporidae. Bases 1 to 3111 code for a protein of 1036 amino acids. The transcript is spliced from 3 exons.
AUGGCUGCCAAAAUCUGCGGUUUCAACUACUUUGUCAAUCCGUCAACGGGCCUGGACACAAACCCCGGGAGCGCUGGACUGCCGUUUGCCUCGCUGCGAAAGGCAAUCGACACUUGCGCAACGACCGGCGACCAAAUCUUCUUGGCGGACGGCACGUACACGGGCGCAGACAACAUUGGUCUGUCGCUGGCGUACAAGACGGUCAACCUCGUUGGCGCGAGCAAGGCUGGCACCGUCAUUGACUGCGGGACCACUCCUGGACCCCUGCUUGUCGUGGCGCUCGGCGCGAGCAGCAUCUCCAACAUGACCAUUGCCAACUGCGCGUCGUCGGGCGCUGCUGGCGCGAUUACCGUCUCUGGCAGCUCGACCAGCGUGGCCUUCUCCAACAUGGUGUUCCGCAAGUGCCGAUCGUCGCUGGUUGGCGGCGCGCUGCAGAUUGCCCUGGCCAACGCCUCGUUCACGGACGUGCUGUUUGACUCGACCUCGGCGCUGAACGGCGGCGUCCUGUACGUGACGAGCUCGCUCUCUGUCAGCCUGAACAAUGUGACCGUCUACAAUGCGACGGGCCAGAACGGCGCGGCCAUCAUGGCGUACGCCAGCACCAUUGUCAUUCGCAACACGAUCGUCCGCCAGUGCGUCGCGUCGAUUGUCGGCGUCAUGUACAUGUCGCUCUCCACCCCAGUCUGGCGCCGGCUUUUCCAUUCUCUCCUCUGCCAUGCUCAACGGCGUGCCGGAUCAAGUGACCAACACCAUCUUUUCCGGCACUCGAACGGCGACCACGGUGCCGUCUACGUCAAGAGCAACGGCACCGUCGUCCUCACCAACUGCAAGUUUUUUGACAAUGUUGCCAUCAGUGGCGCUGGUGUCUCGGUGUCCUUCAACGGCACCGUCACGCUCGACAACUGCGAGCUCCGAGGCAACGUUGCCACCUAUGCCGGCACGGCCCCGUCCGUGACUGGAGUCACGUCGGACGGCGGAGGCGCGCUGAAUGCGGCCAAGGCUGGUGCGCUGUUGACGGUGCACAACUGCGUCAUUGUGAACAACACUGCCCAGCUCGGCGGUGCCCUCCUUGCCAUUAACUUUGCCGUGGUCACCAUCACGGGCGCCAACACGCUGAUUGCCAACAACACGGCAACCUUUAUGGGCGGCGGCAUUUACGUCGAAGACGUUCAAACCUCCGUCACCAUGGACAAUUCGUACAACAUUACCAUGGAGGGCAACACGGCCCUGUACGGCGGCGCUUUUGCCUCGGCCGUCGAUGGAGCGCUUCUGAUGAACAAUGUCAUCAUGCGCAACAACCACGCGCACCAGGGCAGCGCGGGCUAUGUGGUUGGCACGCUGAUUUUGACGCGAGGCUACUUUUCCAACAACCAAGCAACGAUGAUGAAUGGCGGCGUGGUUUAUUACUAUUCUGCGAAUCAUGCGCAAAACUGCUCGACCUGCGUGGUCUUGCCCGACAACGUCGACGACACGAGCGGCACCCCGACGCCUUCGGCCAUCACCAGCGCGCCGAGCCAGCUGUCCGUGUCGUCCAGCAACUUGGACUUUGCCGCUGGCGGCGCCGGCACUCCUUCCAACCCGCUCGUUUCGGCCGACCUGGUGAGCGGCACAACCAUCGAGCUCGACUUGACUGUGCGCGACGCGUUGGGCAACCUCAUCCAGUCGGUCAGCACCAACUACAAGGUCGUCGCGACCCUGAGCCCCAUCUUGAACGGCGCGCUGGUUGGCUACUCUGCCGUGACCUUGAACGCUGGCGCGGCGUCCGUGUCCAUCACCUUUGUGGGCUACCUGAACUCGCCGUUUACCCUUGCCAUCCAGGUCGUGGACUUGUCUGGCGCGCUGCUGGCUUCUGUGGCGCCCUUGACCAUUGCCUUUUCGACGAGCUCCAACUGCGGCGAGGACAAGACGCAGCAACUGACCACCGUGUCCAAUGGUCUCACCUACCCCAUUUGCGUUCCCGCCGAGUUGUCCACCGUGUCCACCUCUGCGUUCAUUGCCGUUCAGGUCGUCACGAGCCUGUGCGCCGUUGGCACCAUUGUCAUUUUCGUCAUUUUGCGCCGCCAUCUCUCGCACAGCUCCAUCCGCGCGUCCAGUCCGGUGCUGUUGCAGUUUAUGCUGGCCUCGACCGUCCUGGUCUACGCGGCCAUCUUUUUGAUGGGCGUGGACUCUGGAUCAGACGACAACUCCCUUGUCAGCCUCUCGACCGUUGCUUCAAACAUUUGCCGCGCCAUCCCGUGGCUCCUGGGUCUUGGCUUUGACCUGGUGUACGGUGCCAUGCUGGCCAAGGCGUGGCGCAUCCACAAAAUCUUCAACAACCGCCUGCGCCGUCGCAUCAUGCUCACGGAUGGCAAUCUGAUCAAGCAUAUUGUGAUUUUCGCCAUGCACGACAUUAUUCUCAAUGCCGUCUGGGUUGGUGUGGAUCCGCUUGGCCUCGAGUACCACGUCCUUUCGUCCUCGUCCUCUGGCACGACCGUCACCAGCCAGUGCCGCUCGGACAACUUUGGCAUUUACUUGGCCAUCUACCUGGCCUUCAAAGGCGCCGUCUUGCUUGCCGGCAUCUACCUCGCCAUCGCGUGUCGCAACGUUGCGGAUCAGUUCAACGAAUCCAAGCAGCUGGGCUUUGCCAUCUACAACUUGACCUUUAUCUCGUGCAUCAUCAUCCCCUUGGUGCUGGCCAUCCAGGCCUCCGCGACGGUCGUCUAUCUCAUUGCCGCGUUCGGCACGCUGCUGGCGUUGGUCAUGACGAUCGCCAUCAUUUUUGUGCCAAAGAUUGUGCUCGUCUACUCUGGCGCCGAUACGAGCGUGCAAAACACUUCGAGCAAGUCCAACGCGACCAUCCCGCGCGUCAAUGUUUCCGAUGCCUCUGAGACCCAGUGGGCCGAGAUUAACGCUCAUCUCUCCAAGCUGAACGCCGCAACCCUCAAGCGCUCGGCGGCCGACUUCAACGAUGCCUUUGACAGCCUCGCCAUUAUUCUCGAGCAUCUUUCCACCGCUUAUGAGGGAUCCGAGAGCCGAUCGCACAAGAGCCAAGGAGGCCCCACCAGUGAACACGAAAUGAAGAGCAAAGUGAGCAACAAGGCGUCGGCUGAGGCAGUUGUGGUUGCUGUUUAA